GUUCUUGUUCUCUGUGAAGGUCCUGGGGUCACCCCAGCCUGCCACUUCCCCUCUCUGCCACAGGAUGACCCGGCACGGCAAAAACUGCACUGCAGGGGCUGUGUACACCUACCACGAGAAGAAGAAGGACACAGCGGCCUCGGGCUAUGGGACCCAGAACAUUCGGCUAAGCCGGGAUGCUGUGAAGGACUUCGACUGCUGCUGUCUCUCUCUGCAGCCCUGCCAUGAUCCUGUAGUCACCCCAGAUGGCUACCUGUAUGAAAGGGAGGCGAUCCUGGAGUUUAUCCUACAUCAGAAGAAGGAGGUCGCCCGGCAGAUGAAGGCCUAUGAGAAGCAGCGAGGAGCCCGGAGGGAAGAGCAGAAAGAGCUCCAGAGAGCUGCAGCGCACGACCAAGUCCGUGGCUUCCUGGAGAAGGAGGCAGCCAUCGUGAGCCGGCCCCUCAACCCCUUCAUGCCCAAGGCUGCCACCACGCCCAACACAGAUGGUGAGCAGCCGGGGCCCAGCGCCGGAUCCCAGGGCAAGGACAAGGCGCUGCCCAGCUUCUGGAUUCCUUCCCUGACGCCCGAGGCAAAGGCCACCAAGCUGGAAAAGCCGUCCCGCACCGUCACCUGCCCGAUGAGUGGAAAGCCGCUGCGCAUGUCAGACCUGACGCCCGUGCGCUUCACGCAGCUGGACGACUCUGUGGACCGGGUGGGGCUCAUCACACGCAGCGAGCGCUACGUCUGUGCAGUGACCCGAGACAGCCUGAGCAACUCCACACCGUGUGCGGUGCUACGGCCCUCUGGGGCUGUGGUCACCCUGGAGUGUGUCGAGAAACUGAUCCGGAAGGACAUGGUGGACCCUGUGACCGGGGACACGCUGACAGAACGCGACAUCAUCGUGCUGCAGCGGGGCGGCACAGGCUUUGCAGGCUCCGGUGUGAAGCUCCAGGCGGAAAUGUCCCGGCCCGUGAUGCAGGCCUGAGCUAUGACCUAAUAAACCUGCGUAUGAACAGACUAUGCCUGUUUUCUCACUGUAGUCAGGAGCUGCAGAAAGAGUGGGCGUGAGUGCGGGACUCUCUGCCCCAGAGCCCUCAGCUCCUGGAAGCUGACUCAGUCACUUUUGGCCGAGCAGG
Messenger RNA from Acomys russatus (golden spiny mouse), 1115 nucleotides. It is a transcript of the gene Nosip, whose product is annotated as nitric oxide synthase interacting protein. Lineage: Eukaryota; Metazoa; Chordata; Mammalia; Rodentia; Muridae. Gene Ontology annotation, molecular function: ubiquitin protein ligase activity. Gene Ontology annotation, cellular component: nucleus. The record is from RefSeq and is a predicted model, not a curated record. Bases 65 to 964 code for a protein of 299 amino acids. The transcript has 8 exons.